Theobroma umbraticum is the source of this 1329-nucleotide messenger RNA. RefSeq names its product RTF2 RING-finger protein. Gene Ontology annotation, molecular function: protein binding. The record is from RefSeq and is a predicted model, not a curated record. Gene Ontology annotation, cellular component: nucleus. Gene Ontology annotation, biological process: mitotic DNA replication termination. NCBI's taxonomy places the organism in Eukaryota, Viridiplantae, Streptophyta, Magnoliopsida, Malvales, Malvaceae.
UUUAGUUUCCUUUCGUAGACGAAUCGCCGAACCGCCGCCGUUUCGAAAGUCGGUGUUCCCCUCCGCGAUCGUCUAUAAAAUUGACCCACAGGAUUUCCCGCUAGUCAAAUUCACUGACGAAAUCUCCUGAAAAGAUGCAUCUUCAGUUCUUCGUCCGAUCCCCAAAUCACCAAACCCUGACCGUAGCCCUAGAACCAACCCAAUCCCUAACGCUCCACCACCUCAAAUCGUCUCUCCUUCCAGAGCCCCAAUUGCUCUCGUCCUUCUACUUUACCCUCAAUGGAAAACCUUUGUCCGAUUCUACCCUUCUUCCAAACUCCCAACUCACCCCUCUCUCCACUCUCUUUCUCGUCCCCCGCCUCUCUGGCGGCGGUGGAGAUGGCGGAGCCACGGGAGCCGAGUCCCGCGACUGUUAUCUCAAGAUGUACGCCGUUAAAAAGCCCGAUAAAGUCGACCCGAAUGAGCAAAGGCUCGGUAAGUGGCUCAAUUGCGCUUUAUCUAAUGAACCCUUGAGAGAACCUUGUGUGAUUGAUAAAUUAGGGAAUAUUUUCAAUAAGGAAGCUCUUGUUCAAGCUUUGUUGGGCAAGAAAUUGCCCAAAGAGUUUAGACACAUAAAGGGUUUGAAAGAUAUGGUCAAUAUUAAGUUGUCGAUAAUUCCCGGGAAGGAAUCAGAUGCUGCCGAUGGAGCUACGUUUCAGUGCCCCAUAACGGGGCUUGAAUUCAAUGGAAAGUAUAAGUUUUUUGCAUUGAAGAAUUGUGGGCAUGUGGUUAGUGCCAAGGCUUUGAAAGAGGUUAAGUCAUCAACUUGUUUGGUUUGUCAUAAGGAGUUUGCGGAGUCUGAUAAGAUGGUGAUUAAUGGGAAUGAGGAGGAGGUAGCUGUGUUGAGGGAGAUGAUGGAGGAAGAGAAGGCAAAAACAGCGAAGGAGAAGAAGAAAAGGGGUAUUGAUGUUGUCGAUAGGGAGAAGGGUUGUGGUAAAUUGGAAGGGAAUGGAAAACUUGAGAAUGAGAAGGCAUUGAGUAAUGGUGGAGUGAAGAAGUUUAGAGCUGCAAAUUUGGCACCAGCUAAUGCCACUAAGGAAGUUUACGCAUCUAUAUUUACUUCUUCAAAGAAGUCGAAUUUUAAGGAAACUUUCACCUGUAGAUCACUCCCGCUUGGUCGGAAUUGAUGGUGCCAGUUUUAUUCUAGUGCUUCCUUGUUAAGGUGAUGUGUUGGUGUUUUUCUUUGUUAGUUCAUGAAUGGAGAAUGUCGAUGUGUUUUGAGGUUGCCAUUCCCUCAGUGUACUUUUUCUUAUUUAUAAAAACUGAAUUGAAUUAUACUUGUUUAUCCUA